UGACGUCACUGCCGCCCGUGCCCCCGCCCCCCGGUUAACCCGCGCCGCUCGCGCCUCGCGGCCUCUUUCCGGCCGCGCGCGCCAAGAUGGCGGACACGCAGACGGAACGCGCGUACCAGAAGCAGCCGACGAUCUUCCAGAACAAAAAGCGAGUGCUGCUGGGUGAGGGCGGCAAGGAGAAGCUUCCCCGCUACUACCGCAACGUGGGGCUGGGCUUCAAGACCCCCAAAGAGGCUAUUGAGGGCACCUACAUCGACAAGAAGUGUCCCUUCACUGGGAACGUCUCCAUCCGGGGCCGCAUCCUCUCAGGUGUGGUGACCAAGAUGAAGAUGCAGCGCACGAUUGUGAUCCGCCGCGAUUACCUGCACUACAUCCGCAAGUACAACCGCUUCGAGAAGCGCCACAAGAACAUGUCUGUGCACCUGUCCCCAUGCUUCAGGGACGUGCAGAUCGGGGACAUUGUGACGGUGGGCGAGUGCCGCCCGCUCAGCAAGACCGUGCGCUUCAACGUGCUCAAGGUGACCAAGGCCGCAGGCACCAAGAAGCAGUUCCAGAAGUUCUGACACCUGUGGGGAGAGGUGGGGGAGGAAUAAACAUUGGGAACAUGGAAUUA
This is a messenger RNA of Empidonax traillii (willow flycatcher), 613 nucleotides long. RefSeq names its product 40S ribosomal protein S11. The transcript has 5 exons. Gene Ontology annotation, biological process: translation. Lineage: Eukaryota; Metazoa; Chordata; Aves; Passeriformes; Tyrannidae. The record is from RefSeq and is a predicted model, not a curated record. Bases 87 to 563 code for a protein of 158 amino acids. Gene Ontology annotation, molecular function: structural constituent of ribosome. Gene Ontology annotation, cellular component: cytosolic small ribosomal subunit; ribosome.